UAUAAGAAGCGCACCAAGCGUGAUGUCUCACGCAUUUUACCACAAUCCCUCGACUAGUCAACGUCUUACUGACAAAAUAAAAAACUUUGUGAAAUUAGUGAUAGUGUUGUGACCUAUAUAUUGAAGACUUAUUUUAGGAAUUUAUAUUGAUAUUUAGCAAUGGCACGCGUAUGUGUAAUCGGAGCCGGUGCAGCGGGUCUAUGCGCGGCUCGUCACCUGUUAGUCCAGGAGACAGUCAGCGAAGUGGACGUUUUAGAGCAAGCGGCCCAACUUGGUGGUACCUGGGUGUACACGGAGAAAGUCGGCUAUGAUGACUUCGGUCUACCUAUACACACCAGCAUGUAUAAGAGUUUAAGGACAAAUCUGCCCAAAGAAGUGAUGGGAUUCCCAGAUUUCCCGGUACCAGAGAGCGAGAAGUCCUACCUCCCCGCGAAAGAGAUGCUGGCGUUCUUGCAGCUGUACGCAGACAAACAUGGCGUCACCUCGCAUAUCAAGUACAACCAGCACGUCCAACUGGUGAUACCCAAAGCCGGACCCGCCGGAGAGCUGUGGGACGUCUCCUUCAAAGACCUGAGGACUGGAGUCUCGCAGACCAAGGAGUAUGAUUAUAUAUUCGUCUGCAAUGGACACUAUAACACGCCGUUCAUACCUAGUAUACCAGGAUUGAAAGAGUAUGAAGGUGACGUGAUGCACAGUCACGACUACAGGGUCCCAGAAAUCUUCUCCAACAAACGAGUACUCGUUAUCGGAGCUGGUCCAUCCGGCAUGGACAUCGCUCUGGAAAUCACCAACGUAACUGAUAAAGUGAUUCUCAGCCACCACUUAAAGGAACAACCCAAGACUGUUUUCCCAGAUAACUUGGUGCAGAAACCUGAUGUUAUCAAAUUGGAAGGAAGGACAGCAUACUUCCAAGAUGGAAGUUUUGAAGAUGUUGAUGUUGUUUUCCUGUGUACUGGAUACCUCUACAACUUCCCGUUCCUCCAUGAGUCGUGCGGCAUCGUGGUUGAAGACAAUUGCGUGGAGCCUCUCUACAAACACCUCGUCAACAUCUACCACCCCACCAUGUGCUUCAUAGGCGUGCCUUAUUACGUCUGUGCCUUCUCUAUGUUUGACUUACAGGUCCGCUACUACGUUCAAUCAAUGAACGGUUCCUUCCAACUGCCCACAUCAGAGCAGAUGGCUGAGCAUUGGGAGGAGGAGAAGAAGGAGCGAGCGUCCAGGGGUUACACGAAACGACAGGCGCAUAUGAUGGGGCCUGAUCAGGCCGAUUACUACGUGUCCUUAUCUUCGGAAUCUGGGACUGAGCCCCUUCCGCCUGUCUUCACCAAGAUCCAUAACCACAGCAGCGGAAGGUUCCUUGACUAUCUCACCGAAUACAGAAACGAUGUGUACCAACUGAUCGACGAAGAAAACUACGUGUGUUAUAGAGGAAAGGCGUGCUUCAAGGGAGAGUUUUAGAGCCCUUACUUUUCACAUUUUAUAAAAAGUAUCGUUUAGGAAAGGCGUGCCUCAAGGCACCGUUUUAGAGCCAUUACUUUUCAUAUCUUAUGAAAUUGUAUAGUUUAAUUUAUAAACUUAUAUUUAUUUACCAUUUGUAUUAAAAAAAGACAAUUUUAAGGAAAACUUGUUUUUGAAAAAGGAAUGAACACUAACUUGUUUAUCGCAAAACAUUUAUUAACUUGUAAUCAGCUAAUAUUAUUAUCUCCAUUUAUAUGACUUCAUAUGUUAUUCUUAUGAUCUAUAAAUCAAUAUUUUAUAAUUAAUAGACAUAAUGACUUAAGAUACGAUCGUAUUUGUUUGUCAUGAUGUUAUAUACUUAUCCAUUUAUCUUUUAAUAAACAUCUUGUGUUGUCCAGACUUUGAAUAAGUAUUAUCACUAUCAUACCAGCUUCUUAUAACGUCUAAUUUACCGUUAAAACUUUAAAAUAACCGUAACAUUUUAUCUGAGUCAAAAUCGUAACAUUCAGAACAUUUAAAGAUCAUCAGAAAGGCAUAUCAGAAAGGAUAACAAUUAUAAACCAAGGCUCUCUCACCUUUGUGAUGUGCAUCUUAACUCUAUGUAAUCGCCAAGCAACACGAGACAGUGCAGUGGCGUUAUUAGCGGAAUCGAAUAUAGAGUUAACGUUUUAUAGAAACGACAUUAAAACUAAAAAAAGGAAAUUUUGGUGUAUUUAUCACGUUUAGACAAAAGUCGUAGAACAAAAGAUGUUAGUCUCAAUGUACCUUAUGCGCCUUUGGAAGGUCAUGCGUUAGUUACCAGUACCUAACCCUGUAUAUGGCGGUAAUAAUACUCUUGUGGGAUAUAUUUUAUCAAGGUAUUACAUUGUUAUUGUGAAGCGGUGGUGGUGUAAUAGUUAAGAUGCCCGCCUGUGGAUCGAAAGGUACCAGGUUCGAAUCCCACUCGUGCCACAUGUGUUUGUAUACCAAUGUGACUCAUGUAUAGUAAUUCUCAUCGACCACCACUUGCUUCCGGUGAAGGAAAACCUGCACACUGGUUGAUUCUUACUAACUUGUGUGUGAAAUGGAGAAGGCAAUGGCAAACCACACCAUUAAUAAUGCCAAGAAAGUUAUUGUGUUUCAUUCCACGUAAUAACCACGACCCUCGGCCAUGAGCAAUACGACUAUGAUUGUUAAUAUGACGAUACGCCCGUUCACCUAAGUCAGGAUAAGUCUACUCCAUCGCCCAAUAGGUACACGACGUCUGUAUACAAGUACUCGUCGCUAUACAAAUAUUUAUACAGAGGAUUUAUCCUCUUUAUUUGGUCCAAGGCACGCGACGAGGAGGCAGCGCGACGCGACGCGAUGGGAAAACGACGCGAAAAUAACUCCAUUGAUUCUGCACCACACAGCUUUGGUGGACAACAGACAACGGCCAAAUCACUCAAAGUUUCGAAACGCUAUAAUGAAUGAAAAAUGUGACAAAUUAGUGAUUUUUCACUAUUAAUUUAACAUACUUGACUAAAUGAUCUAAGAUUCUCGUAUAACUUAACUACAUCAAACUUACAUAUAUCUAGGGUUAGACCGGUUUUUGUUAGACAAAUAAAACAACAAGAAUUUUUUUAUUUAUUAAAUAAAAUUAAUUAAUUAAUAAUGUAACAAAUAAAUAUUAACUAAUUAAUCAAAUUACCAGGCGUCCAUAAACACCGAGGAGUCGUAUACAUCGCACGCAACGUCUUGAUAAUAUCACAACAAGACUUGUACUAAAACAACCUAGAAUUUGAACGAUUCCGCCGAGCGGUGGGUUAUCGCGUCGUUUACCUUGACGUACAUACUUGAUUACUGUUACUGUCAAUAUCCUAUAUUUACAAUUAUUGCAAUAACAUUCACAAAGCCAGUUAUGUUUUUGAACUGCAGUUCCUUCCUCCUUUCAUGCGGAUAUAAAACAACCGCUCUGAAAAAAUCAAUUUUGUAAUUUCUUUUAAUUUUUAUUUCUUACCUACAUUUCAUUUUGUAAAGAGUUAAGAUUGGAUUGAUGGUUCAAUAACGGUCCCAGGUUGGUCAGUCAUAUCGGAUGGCUUUUAGCUCAACAAAAGUCCCGGGCUUCAGGAACGAUACUACGCCUCUUUAGCUACGGAAGCAGGUACGCAAUGCCUCCCAUCAGUCCUCACGAAAAUACGAGAGGAAAGUUCCAAUCGUUUCCUCCAUAACCUCAAAAAUUACAGGCAAGACAUCUACAAAAUCA
Plodia interpunctella (Indianmeal moth) is the source of this 3682-nucleotide messenger RNA. RefSeq names its product Flavin-containing monooxygenase 1 (gene Fmo-1). Gene Ontology annotation, molecular function: flavin adenine dinucleotide binding; NADP binding; N,N-dimethylaniline monooxygenase activity. The transcript is spliced from 9 exons. The record is from RefSeq and is a predicted model, not a curated record. NCBI's taxonomy places the organism in Eukaryota, Metazoa, Arthropoda, Insecta, Lepidoptera, Pyralidae. Bases 160 to 1458 code for a protein of 432 amino acids.